AUGCAGCUUGUUCCAAAGGAGCUCGACAAGCUCACCAUCGCGCAUCUCGGGUUCCUGGCGCAGCGCCGUCUUGCACGAGGUGUGCGAUUGAACCAUGCCGAGGCCGUGGCCUUGAUCUCCAGUGUCCUGCACGAGCUUAUUCGUGAUGGCCACUACUCCGUUGCGGACUUGAUGUCCAUCGGCAAAACCAUGCUGGGUCGCCGACAUGUUUUGCCCUCUGUUGUCGCGACUCUCGUCGAGUUGCAGGUCGAGGGCACCUUUACUACGGGCACGUACCUGGUGACGGUGCACCACCCCAUUAGUAGCGACGAGGGAGAUCUUGAGCGUGCGCUGUAUGGCAGUUUCUUGCCUGUCCCAUCGCACGAGGCGUUCCCUGACCCAGACCCCAAUGACUUUUUGCCUGAAAAGAUGCCCGGCGCGGUCAUUCCGGUGAAGAAUGCACGGGUGGCUUUGAAUGAUGGCAGAAAACGCAUUCGCCUGAAGGUUAUGAGUAAAGGAGAUCGUCCGAUUCAGGUCGGAUCACACUACCACUUCAUCGAAACGAACCCCCAAUUGCAUUUCGAUCGCCUCCAGGCUUACGGCUUCCGUUUGGAUAUUCCUGCCGGAACCUCGAUUCGUUUCGAGCCCGGCGAUACCAAGACGGUGACAUUGGUCGAGAUCGCCGGUCACCGUGUCAUUCGAGGCGGCAACUGGCUCGCCAAUGGACCUUUGGAUAUGAACCGCGCGGAGGAAAUUAUUACCAAGCUCCAGGCGGCUGGGUUCGCGCAUGUACCUGAGCCCACGGCGGAUAGCACACUGAUGACCGGAUUUUCAAUGGAACGAGAGGCGUACUCACGCAUGUUCGGCCCAACUACAGGCGAUUUAGUUCGUCUCGGCUUGACUAAUCUGUGGGUGGAGGUGGAGAAGGAUAUGACCAGUUAUGGUGACGAGUGUGCCUUUGGUGGCGGCAAGACUCUUCGUGAGGGCAUGGGCCAGGCGUCUGGACGCUCGGCGGCAGAGUGUGUGGACACGGUGAUCACGAAUGCGCUGAUCAUUGAUUAUACGGGAAUCUACAAGGCCGACAUUGGUAUUAAGGACGGGUUGAUUUCGGGUAUAGGCAAGGCCGGUAAUCCCGAUGUGAUGGAUGGCGUGCACCCCGACUUGGUAGUCGGUGCUUCAACGGACGUUAUUGCGGGCGAGGGUAAGAUUAUCACUGCUGGUGGAUUUGAUACCCAUAUCCAUUUGAUUUGUCCGCAGCAAGUGGAUGAGGCUCUGGCAUCGGGUAUCACCACCUUCCUUGGCGGUGGUACCGGCCCCAGCACCGGCUCCAACGCAACAACCUGUACUCCAGGCCCCAACCACCUCAAACUGAUGAUGCAGGCUUGCGACAGCCUGCCCAUCAACAUUGGCAUUACCGGUAAAGGUAAUGACUGUGGGCGCAUCAGUAUUGAAGAGCAGAUUCUGGCUGGUGCCGCUGGCCUGAAGCUUCACGAGGACUGGGGCUCCACGCCUGCUGCUAUUGACAACUGUCUUUCUGUCUGUGACGAUUACGACGUGCAGUGUAUGAUUCACACCGACACUCUCAACGAAUCUGGUUUCGUCGAGCAGACUAUCGAGGCCUUCAAGGGUCGUACAAUCCACACAUACCACACCGAAGGCGCCGGUGGUGGUCACGCCCCGGACAUUAUCUCCGUCGUCGAGCACCCGAACGUUUUGCCUAGCAGUACCAACCCUACUCGACCAUUUACUCUCAACACUCUGGAUGAGCACCUCGAUAUGCUGAUGGUAUGCCACCAUCUGUCCAAGAACAUUCCCGAGGACGUCGCCUUUGCAGAGAGCCGUAUUCGCGCAGAGACCAUUGCUGCUGAAGACGUCCUGCAUGACCUGGGAGCCAUCAGUAUGAUGUCCUCCGACUCGCAGGCCAUGGGCCGCUGCGGAGAAGUCAUCUUGCGCACCUGGCACACUGCCCACAAGAACAAGGAGCAGCGUGGUAAACUGCCCGAGGAUGAGGGCACCAACAAUGACAACUUCCGUGUCAAGCGGUAUAUCAGCAAGUACACGAUCAACCCGUCAUUGGCGCAGGGCAUGGCACAUCUUAUCGGCAGCGUGGAGGUUGGCAAGAUUGCCGAUCUGGUUGUGUGGAACCCGAGCAACUUCGGUGUGAAGCCAGUGAAGGUUCUGAAGAGCGGCAUGAUUGCUGUUGCGGAGAUGGGUGACCCCAAUGCCUCCAUCCCAACAAUCGAACCGAUGAUUGUCCGCCCGAUGUUCGGCGUUCGCGUCCCAAGCACAUCGAUCAUGUUCGUCUCCCAAGCCUCUAUCGAUGCCGGUAUCGUGCAAACCUACGGUCUACGUAAACGCAUCGAGGCCGUCAAGGGCUGUCGUAAUGUCGGCAAGAAGGACAUGAAGUUCAACGAGACCAUGCCGAAGAUGAAGGUUGACCCAGAGAGCUACACUGUCGAGGCCGAUGGCAUGCUGUGCGACGCAGAGCCUGCGACCGAGUUGCCGCUCACGCAGGCGUACUAUGUGUUCUAG
This is a messenger RNA of Penicillium macrosclerotiorum, 2511 nucleotides long. Its product is annotated as urease Ure. Gene Ontology annotation, cellular component: urease complex. Lineage: Eukaryota; Fungi; Ascomycota; Eurotiomycetes; Eurotiales; Aspergillaceae. The transcript is spliced from 8 exons. The coding region runs from base 1 to 2511 and encodes 836 amino acids. The record is from RefSeq and is a predicted model, not a curated record. Gene Ontology annotation, biological process: urea catabolic process. Gene Ontology annotation, molecular function: nickel cation binding; urease activity.